Molecule: messenger RNA, 724 nt
Organism: Opisthocomus hoazin
Lineage: Eukaryota; Metazoa; Chordata; Aves; Opisthocomiformes; Opisthocomidae
Source: RefSeq, a predicted model, not a curated record
AUGAGCAGGGACAAGCAGGUCGAUGAGGACGAUGACGACAGCGAGCAGUUCGAAGACUUCAUGGAGAAUUUCAACCAGCUGGAGCUGCUGGAGACGCACCGGCAUCUGAUUCCCGUAGGGACUCAGAGCUGCUGGUCGGGGCAGUCUGACGACGACGACGACGAACAAGAAAGAAGUGAGGAAUGGUACGAAAUGCAAGAAAAAAAAAUGGAAAAAAAUCCAGGGAAAUUGCUGCUCUGGGCAGCCGAAAACAACCGGCUGAGCACAGUGAAGAGGCUCCUUUCCGAGCAGCUGGCUCCCGUUAACGCUCGUGACGAGGACCAGUACACCCCCCUCCACCGGGCUGCCUACAGCGGGCACUUGGACAUUGCGCACGAGCUGGUCGCCCACGGGGCGGACGUUCACGCGCAGACGGUGGACGGCUGGACGCCCCUGCACAGCGCCUGCAAGUGGAACAACACCAAAGUGGCCGCCUUCUUGCUUCAGCAGGGCGCAGACAUCAACGCGCAGACGAAUGGUUUGCUGACGCCGCUGCACAUCGCCGCAGGGAACAAGAACAGCAGAGAAACCCUUGAACUGUUGCUGAUGAAUCGCUACGUGAAACCAGACCUGAAAAACAACUUGGACGAAACGGCCCUUGACAUCGCCAGGAGGACUGAUAUCUAUCACUACCUUUUUGAAAUAGUAGAGGACUGCAUAAAUGCUGUGUCCCCUUAAAAGUUGU